AGCAAUAAUAGUAAAAAUAUAAAAUCAAAUUCUUCUAUGCCAAUUUUAAGAUAUAAAAUCUCAAAUUCAUCAGAAACAGACGAUCCAUUAAAAAAUAUAUUUUUAUUCAAAACUGUUACCUCAAAAUAUAGUGAAAUAAUAUCUUUAGACAACACACCACAGAAGUCUGAUAUCAAUAAAGAAAAAACAACUAUAAAUGACAUAAUAGAAAAUAUGGAAAGAAAAAAUGCGGAUAAAAACGAUUUCAACAAAUUCACAAUUACUAAUGCCAACUCUGAAGCUUUUGUUAUUAAUUACCCGCCAAAAGCUGAUAAUUAUUUAAAAACAAGUCCCGAUAAUAAUUGUCGACCACCAUGUAAAUCGAAAAAGAAUGAAAUAUGUGUAUCAAUAAUGAAUAAUGACAGUAAAUUGGAGGAAACCCAGUGUGUGUGUCGUCCAAGUUUUGGGCGAAUGUUUCCGGAUCGACCCUGUAAGCCUCUCAGAAAACAGUAAUGAAAAUCAACUGAAAUCUGUUUUUCAAAAAUACUUACGACAAAGUAACUUUAGUAUAGGAAAUACUGGAUUGUAUUCCUCAAAGAAUGGACUGGAUUUAUUAGUUAUUAAAGAUUUCGAUGAAUGCAUUUCGGAAAACUUUAAUGACUGUUCCCUGAAUGCCUAUUGUUUUAACUUAAUUGGUAGCUAUACCUGCAGUUGCAAGAAUGGUCAUAUAGAUAUAUCAGAUAAUGCUCAAUAUCCUGGACGAAUUUGCUCAGACAAUACCAUUGGAUGCGGUAAUUGCCAUUAUAAUGGAAAGUGUGUUAUUACAGAGAGAAAGAAUGUGAAAUGCAAGUGUCAUUCCUGGUAUGCUGGAACGAAGUGCCAAAUUAAUCUUAAGAUUAUAGCAAUUUGUAUAAUUAUUAGCAGUACAAUAUUGGCUAUAUUUCUACUAUUUUAUUUUUUACUAAUAAACACUAGUAGGAAAAGAGACAAAGCAUUUAAUAAAGCCAACACAUUACAUUCUAGUAUGAUAACAACAUCAGAAAGUUAUAGAAAUGAAACUACAAGUCAAUCCAGUCAGGAGUCCUACCCCUCUCUAAAGGUAAAGAAAUGCCAUGGAGUAAAGGCCAUUUCGAUACCUAAUAUGUACAAUAUUUUAAAUGUUAGAAAGGCAGUUGAUAAUCAUGACAAAUCCUAUCAAACUGAACGAUCUAUUGAUCUCAUGAUUCCACGUGCUAAAUAUUGCUGGCCGUAUAUCUCUUCUCAUCAUCAUCAUCGUUUAAAAAACAACCAAGAUACUAAUAGAUCAUUGCCAGAUAUAACAUGGAAAAGUGAAAUACAUAUUCAUGAUCUAAGAUCGAAUCCAGGCCGAAAUCAAGGGAAUUAUUCAAAAAGAUCUUUUGAUGUAGGAACACACCUUGUGCCUGGGUUUAAGUCGCAAAAUUCCUCUAAAAUUCUAAUGUCAGAAGACGUCGGAUUCAAAGACACCACGGAAAUCAAUGAUUCAAAUACGAUGACUGAACGUGAUUUGGGUUCAACGUUUUUGUUGCCUCAUACACAUCUUUAUAAACCUGAUCAGGUAACAUUCUAUAUAUACACCUACAGGGUAUUACAUUUGUAGUUAGAAAUUUGGAACUCAGUGAAGGAGACAUUUAUGGAUGAAAAGCAUCAAUAGCCGAGACGGUCUUGCCAUGUAUGC
Messenger RNA from Drosophila kikkawai, 1675 nucleotides. The record is from RefSeq and is a predicted model, not a curated record. NCBI's taxonomy places the organism in Eukaryota, Metazoa, Arthropoda, Insecta, Diptera, Drosophilidae.